AUGGCGACAUCAGAUAGCGUGGGUCAAACGCCUGAGGUGAACCUGCUGUGGCAGAACAAUCGGCGCCUUCUAUUCGAUAACCUGGAUGCUCUUGAAGGAGAAAAAACCAUUGUGUGGGAUAGAAGUCUUAUGCAAAGAGUCAACUUGUUCGCUGGUCCCUCUGUGCUGAAAACCCAUGGCGUGGUCAGCAAUUUGGCGCUCGACCAAUUCCGUCCACCAGAUACCCCUUACGUUAUCUUUUUCCUGUCUCCUACACUGGCUGCAUUGGAUGGACUGUGCGAAUAUAUAGACAAAUCUAAAGCUGAUUCGAAAACACUUUUCGAGGUGUUUUUCAUUCCCGAAGCAUGGUACGUAGUCCGUGAGAAGCUGAAGGAGCUAAACGGUGGAAAGUACUGGGAACGUUUGGAAUCAGUACGCGAGCUGCCACUAACUUGGCUACCUCGUGAUGGAAAUGCUUUGUCGCUAGCAGAUCAUCAACUUCCAUCCAGACUGCUGAUUAACGGUGACUGGACUCAUUUGCAUCGUUGUGCAGUGGCUGUACAGCAACUGCUGACACUCUGCCCCCAGUCGAUUCCUAUCUACAGUCGCGGAAAAUGGGCUCAAGAUGUUGCUCGAAUGGUUCAUAAAAUGGGACCCAACGAAAGUGAGCAACAAUCUCCUCCACUACGUUUAAACCGUCUGGUGAUUAUUGAUCGUUGGAUCGACCCUCUUACACCAUUAGUACACCAGUUAACCUAUGCUGGUAUGCUUGAUGAGAUGUAUGGCAUCAAUAUGGUUGGAUCAAUCAAGGUUCCCUUGGCCGAAUUCGAGAACAACGACAAUGCUGAUCCUUUCGCUCUCAAAGAAAUACACCUGAAUGAUGAAGUUUUUCAUCGACUCAAACACGUGCAUAUAAACGCAAUCGGUUUCGAACUUGCAAAAAUAUUGGCUGAUAUAAAAGAGGAUGAGGAGUUUGACCGAGACCGGAUGUCCGUGGCUGAAUAUCAAGUCCUCGUGAAGAAAAUGCCUCAAAUACUAUUGCGGAAGAAGCUUUGCAGUGUACACAUGAGACUAGCCGAAAUGGCUCGUGCGCAGCUUUACGAAUCAUUUGCUGACUAUAUCCGUGUGGAGAAAGAGCUACUCGAGUCUGCUGCAAGCGAUAAAGUACACCCAUUCAUUGAAGAGGCCAUUAUCAGCGGCGAUGAUGUGAACAUUUCAAUUCGAUUGGUCGCCACUCAUGCGCUUGCGGCUAACGGACUCAAGCCCAGUGUUCUUCUUCAAUAUAGGCGCAUGAUCAUGCAGUCAUUCGGUGUCGAAGCACUGAACAAGUUACUGAAACUGCAAAAAAUGGGAAUAAUCCGAGAACGGGGUGGCAGUGGGAAGCUGUCCACCGAUUAUCCUCCACUGAUGUUCACAUCCGUCAAAAAGCAAUAUGACUUGCUACCCGACAACGUGUCGGAAACGAGCACGUCAGAUGCAGCAUAUGCCUAUAGCGGUUAUGCUCCAUUGAUUGUUCGAAUACUGGAGGAAGGAGAUCGAUCAUUCGGUGUCGAAGCACUGAACAAGUUACUGAAACUGCAAAAAAUGGGAAUAAUCCGAGAACGGGGUGGCAGUGGGAAGCUGUCCACCGAUUAUCCUCCACUGAUGUUCACAUCCGUCAAAAAGCAAUAUGACUUGCUACCCGACAACGUGUCGGAAACGAGCACGUCAGAUGCAGCAUAUGCCUAUAGCGGUUAUGCUCCAUUGAUUGUUCGAAUACUGGAGGAAGGAGAUCGAGUAAGGUGGGCCGGAUGGAACAAGACUUUCGACGGCACAGUUGGAGGUGACGAUCGCACGGCUGUGUUCAUCGUGGGUGGUGUAACGCGAGCAGAACUUGCCGGAAUUCAACUUAUGCCCAAUGUAUGUCUCAUAUUGACGUCAUCGAUUAUCACCGGCAAUCGAUUAAUCGACGGUAUCACACAGAUAUGA
Molecule: messenger RNA, 1947 nt
Organism: Cooperia oncophora
Lineage: Eukaryota; Metazoa; Nematoda; Chromadorea; Rhabditida; Trichostrongylidae
Source: the annotation of a GenBank genome assembly